AUGGACCACAGAAACUUGGAAUAUUGGAUGCAGGCCAGGACUUUCAAUUGUAGGCAUGCAAGAUGGCGUAUUUUCCUAAGCAACUUCAAUUUUGAAAUCCACUAUUGCCUGGGGAAACAGUCAGGAAAACUGGAUGCCCUAUCAAGGAGAUCAGACUACAAAGACAUAGCUCAGGGUCCAGAAAUAAUGCUACCCCUGGAAAUGUUUGCCAACAUGGGAAUGUCAGAAGAGGAACUUGAAAUUGUGAUGGGAAUCCACGCCAAAUUAAAGGAAGACCCAUCACUGGAACUCAUUAUCCAGUUCCUUACAGAAGACGCAGACAAUGCCCCCCCUUCAAUCAGAAAAGCCUACUGGGACUACAACUGGGAGGAAGACUUACUUUGGUACCAAGGAAAACUGGUAGUCCCUGACAAUAAGGCCAUGAAAGAGAAGCUCCUUAGAGAAUUCCACAACUCACCCCUGGCAGGACACCCAGGUCAACAGAGAACCCUCAAACUCCUAAGUUGCAACUACUGGUGGCCAGGCAUGAAGUCAUCUGCCAAGGAGUGGGUGGACUGUUGCCCCACCUGCCAAGCCAACUGGAGAGCCCAUGCACCAGUAAUUGCUCUGAAGCCCUUGGAAGUUCCCCCAUUUCCCUUCCACACAAUCUCCUACAAUUUUAUCACAGGAUUCCCCAAGUUGCAAGGAUUUGAUACAAUUCUGGUAGUCAUAGACUCCUUCUCCAAAUUUGGCCACUUCAUCCCAACAACUAAGAAAUUGUUGGCCAAGGGCCUAGCAGAAUUAUUUAUCUCACACAUCUGGAAACUGCAUGGAUUACCAGUAAAAACAAUUUUGGACAGAGGGACUACGUCCACAGGGAAAUUCCUCAGGGCACUGUAUCAAUGCCUUGGGGUCAAGCCAGCCUUCUUGUUGGCCUACCAUCCAGAAUCCAACAGACAAACAGAGAGGGUCAAUCAAUUCAUUGAGUUCUACCUCAGGUUGUAUGUAGCAGCAGAUCAUUUGGACUGGGCCACUUGGCUACCACUAGCAGAAUAUGCAUACAAUAACGCCAAGCAUGCUGCCACAGGGAGAACUCCAUUUGAACUAGUCUAUGGAAGGAACCCAGUCAUGAACCUGUCCAACAUCCCAGCAAAUGUCCCAGAAGCCAACCAUGUGGCUGAUACCCUUGGCUGUGAAUGGAAGGAGGCAGAAUCCGCCCUACAAAUGACAAAGGAAAAAAUGGCAAGAACCAAAGGCGUAAUCCCAGAAUUUUCUAUUGGAGAAAAAGUAUGGCCAGACGCUGAAAAUGUUGAAAUUUGGUCAAACUCCAACAAGCUAGACCCCAAGCGCCUAGGGCCGUUCAAAAUCACCAAGAAAAUCUCCAGUCAUGUGUACCACCUGGAACUCCCUGAAACCCUGAAAAUCCACAAUGUCUUCUACAUAGGAUUACUUUCCAAAAGCCACAAGUCACCAAGCCAGCCAUUUCCAGACCAACCCCCUCCUGAAACAAUAGAAGGGGAAGAAGAAUACAAGGUGGAACAAAUCAUUGACUCAAAAAGGCAGAAGGGAAAAUGGUUCUACCUGAUCAAAUGGAAAGGAUAUGGCCCAGAAGACAACUCAUGGGAACCAGAAGAACUCCUGGAACACAGCCAAGAAGAAAUUCAAUGCUUCAACCAGGCUAGACUUAAAAAGGCUUGUGACGCCGCCAAGAGCCUUUAA
Molecule: messenger RNA, 1698 nt
Organism: Rhizoctonia solani
Lineage: Eukaryota; Fungi; Basidiomycota; Agaricomycetes; Cantharellales; Ceratobasidiaceae
Product: Retrotransposable element Tf2 protein
Exons: 1
Coding region: 1-1698 (565 amino acids)
Biological process (GO): DNA integration
Molecular function (GO): nucleic acid binding
Source: RefSeq, a predicted model, not a curated record